This is a messenger RNA of Dothidotthia symphoricarpi CBS 119687, 2241 nucleotides long. Its product is annotated as catalase. The record is from RefSeq and is a predicted model, not a curated record. The transcript has 4 exons. The coding region runs from base 1 to 2241 and encodes 746 amino acids. Gene Ontology annotation, cellular component: cytosol. Gene Ontology annotation, molecular function: catalase activity; heme binding. Gene Ontology annotation, biological process: response to oxidative stress; hydrogen peroxide catabolic process. Lineage: Eukaryota; Fungi; Ascomycota; Dothideomycetes; Pleosporales; Dothidotthiaceae.
AUGGUCAGACGCGUACUGUUCACAGCAGUUGCUGCUUGCGCCGGCAUUGCCCACGCGGCAUGCCCUUUCAUGGAGGAUGAUGCUCGAGACCUGCCCGCCCAUCACCCCCAAGUGCGACGAGAUGGACCAGGUUCAGGCGCUGUAUCCACGGACGAUUUCAUGGCACAAUUUGAGGUCGACGAUACCGAUGUUUACAUGACGACCAAUACGGGAGGACCAAUCGACGAUCUCGAGAGUUUGAGUGCGGGUGAACGAGGCCCUACACUACUCGAAGACUUCACUUUCCGCGAAAAGAUAAUGCACUUCGAUCACGAGAGAGUCCCAGAGCGUGCUGUUCACGCCAGAGGAGCUGGUGCUCACGGUGUAUUCAAGUCUUAUGGCGAUUGGUCGAACAUCACUGGUGCCUCUUUCUUAGCCACUCCGGAUAAGGAAACCCCCGUCUUCAUUCGAUUUUCCACCGUAGCCGGAAGCCGUGGAUCUGCUGACACUGUUCGGGACGUCAAUGGCUUCGCGGUACGGUUCUACACUGAUGAGGGCAACUUUGACAUCGUUGGAAACAACAUCCCUGUGUUUUUCAUUCAGGAUGCUAUCAAGUUCCCUGAUUUGAUUCAUGCUGUAAAGCCAAGGCCGGACAAAGAGAUCCCUCAGGCUGCUACAGCCCACGACGAGGCUUGGGAUUUCUUCAGCCAACAGCCAUCGACCAUGCACACUCUGUUCUGGGCGAUGAGCGGCCACGGUACAUAUCGCUCGUAUAGGCAUAUGGAUGGCUGGGGUGUGCACACCUUCCGCUUCGUCACAGACGAAGGCAAGACUAAGCUCGUGAAGUUUAGAUUCAAGACUCUGCAAGGAAAAGCAGCGCGGCUGUGGGAGGAAUCUCAGGCCACAGCUGGAAAGAACUCUGAUGCUAAUCGCCAAGAUCUGUGGGAUAGCAUUGAGAACGGACUGUACCCUGAGUGGGAGUUUGGCGCACAAAUCAUGGAUGAAGAAGACCAGCUGCGUUUCGGCUUUGAUCUUCUUGAUCCCACCAAGAUAGUUCCUGAGGAUCUGGUUCCCUUUACACCUCUGGGAAAGCUGACUUUGAACCGCAAUCCGCGAAACUACUUUGCAGAGACCGAACAAGUAAUGUACCAAGUCGGACACAUCGUCAGGGGCAUUGACUUCACCGAGGAUCCUUUGCUCCAAGGCCGUAUCUUCUCCUACCUUGACACGCAACUCAAUCGCCACAACGGCCCGAACUUCGAGCAGAUCCCAAUCAACCAGCCCCGUGUUCCAGUUCACAACAACCAACGUGAUGGUGCGGCGCAAAUGUACAUCCCCCUCAACAACGCGCCCUACUCUCCCAACACUAUGAACGCCGGCUCCCCUAAGCAAGCUACCAAAGACCAAGGCCGUGGCUUCUUCAACGCCCCCAACCGCUCCACUGGAGGAAGACUCGUGCGCGCUGUAUCUUCCACCUUUGCAGACGUCUGGUCGCAACCCCGCCUUUUCUACAACUCCCUGAUGCCCGUCGAGCAACAGUUCCUCAUCAACGCCAUGCGUUUCGAGACGUCGCAACUUACCAGCGAUGUCGUCAAGAACAACGUUCUCAUCCAGCUUAACCGCAUCAGCCACGAUGUUGCUGUGCGUGUUGCAGAGGCUAUUGGCAUGACGGCCCCAGACGCGGAUGACAAGUAUUACCAUGACAACACGACAAUCAACGUCAGUGCUGCCAGGGAGCCGUUGCUGAAAAUCGAUGGACUGAAGGUCGGUUUCUUGACGUCCAACGCAGCAAUGAGCGAUGCGGCUGCGAACCUCAAAACCGCCCUCGACGCUGUCAACGUCGGCAUGACCGUCGUAGCCGAGCACCUCGCCGAGGGAGUCGAUGCCACAUACUCGGCGACCUUUGCCGGCUCAUUUGACGCCAUCGUUGUCGACGGUGUUGCCAGUGCUCUUUUCGCUCCCACAGGCAGUCUGGCAAACUCGAACUCGACCCGUUCGCCCUACGGAAACAGCACCGCAAGCAUCAAGUCGACGCUGUUCCCUGCCGGUCGCCCGCUGUCCAUCUUGCAAGACGGAUACCAUUGGGGCAAGCCUGUUGCCGUCAUCGGAUCAGGUAGCCAGGCUUUCACUGCUGCGGGUAUCGAGGCUGGUACGCCUGGUGUGUAUGAGUUCGCAGACUCAGAUACAUCGGCUAUCGUUGAUAAGCUUUCUGAGGGUCUGUACACUUUCAAGUUCUUGGAUAGAUACCCGCUGGAUCAGUAG